Morchella importuna is the source of this 225-nucleotide messenger RNA. RefSeq lists its product as uncharacterized. Bases 1 to 225 code for a protein of 74 amino acids. The transcript is spliced from 3 exons. The record is from RefSeq and is a predicted model, not a curated record. Lineage: Eukaryota; Fungi; Ascomycota; Pezizomycetes; Pezizales; Morchellaceae.
AUGGAACAUGGGGAGAUGGGAAGGGGGAGGUUUACCGGCGAUGUGUUGCCGUGGGCACAAAAAAAUCUGGGGUUUCCGGUUGAAUUCGAAAGGAACUUUUCCAGCCCUUUCAAUUUUGCCUCCUACACCACCAUUUGCGCCCUCGAGACUAGUCAGCAAAAUAGGGCAAAAGGAAAAGCACCAAUGCGCGGGAAACGCAGGGUCCUUCUGUUUACAGGCGGCUGA